Scophthalmus maximus (turbot) is the source of this 7823-nucleotide messenger RNA. It is a transcript of the gene ints1, whose product is annotated as integrator complex subunit 1. NCBI's taxonomy places the organism in Eukaryota, Metazoa, Chordata, Actinopteri, Pleuronectiformes, Scophthalmidae. The transcript is spliced from 48 exons. Gene Ontology annotation, biological process: U2 snRNA 3'-end processing. The record is from RefSeq and is a predicted model, not a curated record. Bases 234 to 6818 code for a protein of 2194 amino acids. Gene Ontology annotation, cellular component: integrator complex.
AUACCGUAAAGAAGAAGAAGAAGAAGAAGAAGAAGACGACAACAGAGCUAACAUGGCUCUGUCUGUGUGUUAGCGAUGCGUCUCAUUUACGUUGUAUUUUUGUGUCAAGUGCAGCGUUCAGAUUGACAACGACCCGUUACAUGAAGCCCAUUGAACAAAUGAAUCUCAACUAGGCGACGACCCCCUGCUCCACCUGCGGCGACUGUGGUUCCGCCUUGUGCCCGUCAGUCGAGAUGAAUCGUCCCAAACCAACAACUCUCCGGCGCCCCAGCGCUGCCAAACCCUCAGGUCACCCACCGCCGGGGGACUUCAUCGCCCUCGGAUCGAAGAGCCAGGGCGCGGAGCCCAAAGCCCCCGCGGUCCUCCUGAAACCCGCGUCCACAGGUUUACCGGCGGACCGCAAGAGAGAGACGUCCACCGCCUUGCCCUCCUCGUCAGGCCUGUCCGGCCUCACCAAGCGCCCCAAGCUGUCCACCACGCCUCCGGUCAGCGCCCUGGGGAGACUGGCCGACGUGGCAGCUGCGGACAAGAGGUCAAUUUCUCCCUCGAUAAAGGAGCCGUCAGUGGUGCCUAUUGAAGUGUCGCCGGCGGUGCUGCUGGACGAGAUCGAGGCGGCCGAGUCCGAGGGCAACGACGAUCGCAUCGAGGGGCUUCUGUGCGGAGCGGUGAAGCAGCUCAAGCUGAACCGAGCCAAACCCGACAUCACGCUGUACCUCAGCCUCAUGUUCCUCGCCAAGAUCAAGCCCAACGUCUUUGCAACCGAAGGAAUCAUUGAGGCCCUGUGCAGCCUGCUGCGUCGGGACGCUUCCAUCAACUUCAAAGCGAAGGGCAACAGCCUGGUGUCCGUUCUCACUUGCAAUCUGCUGAUGGCCGCCUACGAGGAGGACGAGAACUGGCCGGAGAUCUUUGUUAAAGUGUACAUAGAGGACUCGCUGGGGGAAAGAAUCUGGGUGGACAGUUCUCACUGCAAGAACUUUGUCGACAACAUCCAGACGGCUUUUGGCACAAAGAUGCCCCCGAAGAGUAUGCUGCUGCAGGCUGACACUGGCCGCUCCGCUGGAGAUCUGAGUGCAGGUAGCAGCCCACACCCCUCAACUCCUGAUGACGACGACAGCCAGACUGAACUGCUGAUCGCCGAGGAGAAGCUCAGCCCUGAGGACGAGGGGCAGGUGAUGCCGAGGUAUGAGGAACUGUCUGAGAGCGUGGAGGACUAUGUGCUAGACGUCCUCCGGGAUCAGCUGAACCGCAGGCAGCCGAUGGACAACGUGUCCCGAAACCUGCUGCGUCUGCUCACGGCCACGUGCGGCUACAAAGAGGCGCGACUCAUGGCCGUGCAGCGGCUGGAGAUGUGGCUCCAGAACCCAAAGCUGACUCGGCCGGCCCAAGACCUCCUCAUGUCCAUGUGUAUGAACAGCAACACCCAUGGAGCGGACGACAUGGAGGUGAUCUCCAACCUGAUCAAGAUCCGCCUCAAACCCAAAGUGCUCCUCAACCACUACAUGCUGUGUGUCAGGGAGCUGCUGAACGCACACAGAGACAACCUGGCCACCAUGGUGAAGCUGGUGAUCUUCAAUGAGCUGUCCAAUGCCAGGAAUCCCAACAACAUGCAAGUUCUCCACACGGUGCUCCAGCACAGCCCAGAGCAGGCUCCGAAGUUCUUGGCAAUGGUUUUCCAGGACCUGCUGACCAACAAGGACGAUUACCUGCGCGCCUCCCGAGCUCUGCUGAGAGAGAUCAUCAAGCAGACCAAGCACGAGAUUAACUUCCAGUCCUUCUGCUUUGGCUUAAUGCAGGAGAGGAAGGAGGCCACUUACGUGGACAUGGAGUUCAAAGAGCGUUUUGUUAUCCAGGUGACGGAUCUGCUGACCGUCUCCAUGAUGCUGGGCAUCACCGCUCAGGUCAAAGAAGCCGGCUUAGCUUGGGACAAAGGCGAGAAGAAGAGUGAGUCCUAUCUGGAGGGCCUGAGGUCGUUCCAGAAUCAGAUCGCCGCCAUACAGAGAGACGCCGUGUGGUGGCUCCACACCGUGGUCCCCACCAUCAGCAAAGUCGGCGCAAAGGACUACGUCCACUGCCUUCACAAGGUGCUUUUCACCGAGCAACCCGAAACAUAUUACAAGUGGGACAACUGGCCUCCUGAGAGUGACAGAAAUUUCUUCCUUCGCCUCUGCUCCGAGGUGCCGCUGUUGGAGGACACGCUGAUGCGCAUUCUGGUGAUCGGCCUGUCCCGCGACUUGCCCCUGGGCCCGGCCGAUGCCAUGGAGCUGGCAGACCACCUGGUGAAGAGGGCUGCCGGAGUUCAGUCCGACGAUCAUAUCAGCUCAACUGAUCUGGAGGUGCUGAGAGUGGAGAGGAUUCAACUCAUCGAUGCGGUGCUGAACCUGUGCACAUACCAUCACCCAGAGAACAUUCAGCUGCCAGCGGGGUACCAACCACCAAAUCUGGCGAUAUCCACCCUCUACUGGAAGGCGUGGCAGCUGCUGCUUGUGGUGGCUGCAUUUAAUCCUCAGAGGAUAGGUUUGGCUGCCUGGGAUGGUUACCCAACGCUGAAAAUGCUCAUGGAGAUGGUUAUGACAAAUAACUACACCUACCCUCCGUGCACCAUCACGGACGAGGACACGAAGACGGAGAUGAUCAACCGCGAGCUGCAGAUCUCCCAACGGGAGAAACAAGAGAUUCUAGCCUUCGAGAGCCACUUGGCCGCAGCGUCCACCAAACAGACGAUCACCGAGAGCAACAGUCUGCUGUUGUCUCAGCUCACCAGUCUGGACCCACAGGGUCCUCCUCGUCGACCUCCACCGCAGUUCCAGGAGCAACUAAAAACCCUCAACCAGUCCCUGCGUCUGGGACACCUCCUCUGCCGCAGCCGCAACCCAGACUUCCUGCUCAACAUCAUUCAGCGACAGGCUUCCUCUCAGUCCAUGCCAUGGUUGGCUGAUCUGGUCCAGUCCAGCGAGGGUUCCUUGGACGUGCUCCCAGUGCAGUGCCUGUGUGAAUUCCUUCUGCACGAUGCUGCAGAUGAGAGUCUGCCAAUAGACGAUGAUGAUGAAGCAGAGAGCAAAGAGCAGAGGGCCAAGAAGAGACAACGACAACAAAAGCAACGGCAGCUGCUCGAACGACUGCAGGAUCUCUUGUUAGGUCCUAAAGCCGACGAACAGACAACGUGUGAAGUGCUGGAUUAUUUCCUGCGUCGUCUCAGCUCUUCUCAGGUGGCAUCGAGAGUCCUAGCUAUGAAGGGUUUGUCAUUGGUGCUGACCGAAGGAGGCUUGAAGGACGGAGACGAGCGGGAGCAGCCCAUGGAGGAAGACUCGGCAGAUGCUGAGCUGUUGCCAGGUUACCAGUGGCUGCUGCAGGACCUCCCGAAGCUCCCCUUGUUUGACAGCGUCAGGGGCAUGACGUCCACCGCUCUGCAACAGGCCAUUCACAUGGAGACCGAUCCACAGACCAUCAGUGCCUACCUCAUCUACCUAUCCCAGCAUGCACCAGUGGAGGAGCAGGCUUCUCAUAAUGACCUUGCUCUGGACAUUGCCCGGCUGAUCGUGGAACGUUCCACCAUCAUGAACAGCCUGUUCUGCAAACACUCCACCAGACCCGAGUCCGACGCCGUGCUCUCCGCUUUCCUCACCAUCUUCUCCGCUUACAUCAAGAGGAUGAGGAAAACCAAAGACGGCGAGGAUCUUUACAGCUGGUCUGAAUCUCAAGACCAGGUGUUUUUGCGUUGGACUACAGGAGAGACUGCAACCAUGCACAUCCUUGUGGUCCACGCCAUGGUCAUCCUGCUGACUCUGGGGCCGCCAAAAGGAGAGAGCGAUUUCUAUGCUCUUUUGGACAUUUGGUUCCCUGACAAGAAACCCCUGCCCACCGCCUUCCUGGUUGACACCUCAGAGGAGGCCCUCCUGCUGCCCGAUUGGCUGAAACUGAGGAUGAUCCGAUCAGAGGUCUCUCGAUUGGUCGACGCAGCUUUGCACGACCUGGAGCCUCAGCAGCUGCUGCUGUUCGUUCAGUCCUUCGGCAUCCCCGUGUCCAGCAUGAGCAAACUGCUGCAGUACCUGGAUCAGGCCGUUUCCCAAGACCCGCAGUCUCUUGAGGAGAACAUCAUGGACAAGCACUACAUGGCCCACCUGGUUGAGGUGCAACAUGAGCGAGGGGCCACUGGGGGGCACACUUUCCAUUCUUUACUGAGCUCCUCUCUUCCUCCGAGCAGAGAUUCCGCUGAAACAAGUAAGGCCAAAGUUACCGUGGAAACGCCCCACAGCUCUGUUAAGAUGAGAGCGGCCAGUCAGCUUCCUGCCGUCGGGCCCGAAGACGAUCUCACUGGCAUGUUGCUUCAGAUAUUCCCCUUGAAGGUGGACCCUCGCUGGCAUGGCCCGCCCCCCAGCCAGCUCUCCCUGGCCCUGCAGCAGGCCCUGGCUAAAGAGCUGAUGCGGGCCAAACAGGGCCAGGUUCAGCAGGGUGGGUUGGCGUUUCGCCUCCUCCAGGCCUUUGCCGCCCUGCUCACCUCUGCCCACGCGGGGCCUAUCGUCAUGUCAAUGCACCGCAGCCACGCCCUCUCCUGUCCGCUCAUGCGCCAACUUCACCUCUAUCAGCGUCUCGUGUCCCAGGACGUUACCUUCUCCUCACUGUUCCUCAAGGUCGUGGUUGAGAUGUUAAUCUGGUUAGACAACCCGACUGUGGAGGCAGGACCACUGAAGACUCUGCUCAGAUCUUUCGCUGGCCAGAACUCUCACACACACAGGCACAAUGACGUGCGGACAGGUUUCCUCCACCUGGCUGAGGCGUUGGCGUAUCGCAGAGACACUGAAGGGCCAUUGAGAGCCGUCAUUGCAAUGCUGAAAGCUGGAGACAGAUGUAACGCAGAAGCAGAGCUCAUUGGCAAAGUGCUACAAGGGCUGAUGGAGGUGAAGUCGCCAUACUUGGAGGAGCUGCUGUCUCUGUUGAUGACCGUGGGCACGCAGAACGGGACGGCCGGCCCCGUCGCCAUGGUGAUCUCCUUGCUGCUUCAAGAAACCGAGGAGCAAGGCGUGAAGAAGGAAGUGGAUUCUAACAACUCUGAGGUGACGAAGUCGGGGCUGAGCUCUGGGCUGCUCGUCGACUGGGUGGAGCAUCUCGACCCCGAGGUCACGUCGGUGUGUCCCGACCUGCAGCAGAAGCUACUGUUCGCCCUCAACAAAGUACGAGGCACCCCUGCAUACAGACCUUAUCUUCUGGCCUUGCUCACACAUCAGUCAAACUGGUCCACCCUCCUUCAGUGCAUCGGUGCUCUUCUCAGCAAGCGGCGAGACUACAAACUGGACCCUUCGUCCGCUCUGGACUUCCUGUGGGCGUGCAGCCACAUCCCGCGUAUCUGGCAAGGACGUGACCAGAAGAUCCCUCAGAAGAAAACCGAGAAGUUUGUGCUGCGCCUCAGCUCGGAGGAGCUCGUCAGCCUGGUGGACCUGAUCCUGUCCGAGUCGGAGCUCAACGGUCGUGACCAGCAACACGACGACAAGGGCGGCGUGGACCAGGCCUCGCGCUCCCUCAUCCAGUCCCGGCUGCCGCUCAUUCACUCCUACUGCAACGGAGAUCUGGAAAACAUCAAGAAGGUCUCCGAGUAUCUCAUCAGCUGCACAAAGAAGUGGGAGGACAGUGCGAUGAGCAAGCGCUGCCAGAACCUGCUGCUGCAGAUCUAUCUUCAUUUCCCCGAGGUCAUCCAGCACGUUACCCUGCCGGACGGCACCUUCAGCAGCGGAGGGGCGGCAGACGGCAGCAGCUGCAAGCUGGACGUCCUCGUCCAUCGCCUGGUCACUCUGCUCGCUGACAUUGGAGACACCAAGUCCGUGGAGAGCCGCGUGUCCGAUGCCAACCUGGCCUGUAGGAAACUGGCUGUGUCGCACCCCGUCCUUUUGCUCAGACACCUGCCCAUGGUCGCAGGUCUGCUACACGGUCGCAUUCACCUGAACAUGCAGGAGUUCCGGCAGCAGAACCACAUGACCUUCUUCAGCAACGUGCUCGCCAUCCUGGAGCUGCUGCAGCCGCUGGUGUUCCACGGCGACCACCAGAGGGCGCUUCAAGACUGCCUUCUGUCGUUCAUGAAGGUCCUUCGGAACUUUCAGAGGACACGUUCUCCUUUGGUCUUCAUCAACAAAUUCCUGCAGUUCACACAGAAGUACAUCACGCGCAACGCGGCGGCCGCCAUUCCUUAUCUACAGAAGCACUCUGCCAUCUUACAGGGCCUAUGCGCUGAAAACCCCGACCUGGUCCAGCUGAAGUCUCUGCUGGCCGGACUCACUCUGCCAGUGAGAAGCUCCUCUGCUGGGGUCUCGACAGACGAUGGAGAGGAUGACAUGUCGACCGGUUCCCUUCCCCUAGUCAACAUAUCUGCCUCGGUUUCAGUGAGCGCGGCCGACAUGACGAUGUGCCUGAAAAAGAUGUCCAGAGGAGAAGCAGUCGAGGAUGUGUUGGAAGUGUUGACAGAGGUGGAUGAUAAGUCGAGGAGGAGCCCAGAGAUCAUCCAAUACUUCAUUAACGAUCUGCAGAGACUUAUGGUUUCCUCUGAGGAGCUGUGUCGGAACAUGGCCUUCAGUCUGGCCCUGCGCUGCAUGCAGAACAACCCCUGCCUGGCAACAGACUUCCUGCCAACUUUCAUGUACUGCAUGGGCAGUGGGAACUUCGACGUGGUGCAGACUGCGCUCAGGAAUCUCCCCGAAUACGUGCUUCUCUGUCAGGAACACGCAGACAUCCUGCUCCACAAGGCGUUUCUAGUGGGAAUCUACGGACAGAUCGACACCAGUUCCAUGAUCUCCGAGUCCAUGAAAGUCCUUCACAUGGAAGCAACAACAUAACAGUAAAAGCGUGAACAACUGCACCAAAAUAGUGUCACUCCUUCUCUGCAUUCCGGAGCUGGAUUUCUUUUUCCCUCCUUUUGCCUUUUAGUUCAAACGUUGCUCUAAUUUGAUCACAGCAGAUUACCGGACUCGUCGGCUCGUCGACGGUUCACAUUAAAGCGUCCUCCAGCGAGCCAGAAGCUUCCAGUUGUGUAAUAAUUUGGCCGACUUCAAAGAAUGUAUUAAAACUCCCUCUAAAUGAGCUGGAAAUGUAAUAAUUAAAAACUGUGAAAUUGCCAUUGUUGCAGUAAAGUCACAAUUAGGCCAUUUAUUACUCUGUAAAAGGAUGUAAAUUAUUUUUUAACUGAUAUUGUGACAAUACAAGAACGAGUAAUGAAAAAAAGAUAAGGAGAACUGGAACAGUAUUAGGUGAUGUCAUUGUGUCAUUCAACACAUACUACACCCAGUUGGAUAAAUAAUAGAAACAGUCGAUUUAAUAAUUGGAAAUGGUAAUAUGGUAAAUGGCAUUAUAUUACAAGUAGUCAAAUAAACGGUUCAAUUAGAUUUAAAUAAUUACUAAACUGUCUUUAGAGGGAGAUUUUUUACAUCACUGCAGUCGCUAAAUUAUCAGCUAUUACAUUUAUGACACUACAAAUCUCAUUGUUAUAGGCCCUCAUAUUUUCACUUUUGGCUUCAUAUCUUUAAUUGUUUGAAUAUGAAUUAUUAAUAUUAAAAUCACACUAUGUUAAUACAAAUGUUUUUUGGAUACAAACCUAAAUGUUUUGAUGAUCUUUCAUCAAUAUGAGUAUAAGGAGCAGUUUAAUAUUGAGUCUUUAAGUUUUUGACUGUUAUUACCGAACAAUUGAAACUUAUUAAAAAUAAGAAGCCAUAGUACAAAACAAUUGUCAUCGCUCAAAUUAUUUUUUGUGAAUUUCUUCAACAGCUGAAACAAAUAAUCAAAAAGUCCUGAUGCUUUAAUGUUACUAGAAUCUGUGAACUGAAUAAAAUCAUUUUUCAGAAUGA